AUGGAUUCACCAUCGAUCUCCAUGGAAGCUAGGAAAUUGUCCAUCCUUCUCCUCCUCCUACUUCAUUUAACUCAUUUUUCCUCUGUUGCAGUAAGUUCUAACAUCAUCCGUUGCCCUGAAACUGAAAAAGAUGCACUUCUUAACUUCAAACAAGGGUUCACAAACCCUUCACAUCUGCUUUCCUCAUGGAUUACUGAGCAAGAUUGCUGCAAAUGGAAGGGUGUUGAAUGCGACAACACAACCGGGCAUGUCACCACUCUUGAUCUUCACAGCACAAGUCAAGCUGACUCCUUGCGAGGUGAGCUUAGAAAUUCAUUGCUUGAUUUGCCAUACUUGAGACAUCUAGACCUUAGCCACAAUGAUUUUCACUAUAUCCAAAUUCCUGAUUUCAUUGGCUCUUUCAAAAACUUAGAGUACUUGAAUCUUUCAAGUGCUAACUUCAGAGGGACAGUGCCUGAUCAUCUUGGAAAUCUUUCGCACCUUCAGUACCUUAAUCUGAGUGGUUCUGGUGGCAAUCUAAGAGUAAACAACCAUGACUGGCUAAGCCAACUAUCCUCUCUCAAGGUUAUUGACUUGAGUUGGGUAAAUUUUGGAAGUUGGAAUAGUUGGCUUCAUGCAAUCAACAUGCAACCAUCUCUUAUCAAGUUAAAUCUAUCUGCCUGCCGUCUUUACUCACUUCAUAUUCCCCCUACACUGCUUUUUCUAAACUUCACUUCUCUGCAAAUUCUUGAUCUCUCACAUAACUAUUUUGGGUCUUUAAUACCAAGUUGGUUAUUCAACCUCAGCAGCCUUGCUACUCUGAGCCUAAAAAACAGUGACAUCCAAGGUUCAAUUCCAAAGACUUUCCAGACCAUGACCUCACUCACAGUACUUGAUCUCUCAGAAAACAGUCUCAGAGGCGAGUUACCGUCUGCACUGCCAUCACUUUUGAAAGAAGUGCGCUUCUCUGGUAACAGCCUAAAUGGUUCUUUAGCCAAAAACAUCAUGCACCUUAAGCAUCUAGUAGUAUUGGAUGUUGCUGGGAAUUAUUUGGAUGACACACUUACUCAAGGGUCACUUAACUUCAGUGAUUUGAAGGAAUUGGAUUUAUCUUAUAACUCAAUUGUCCUGAAGAUGAGCCAAAGUUGGAUUCCCUCUUUCCAACUUGAUGUUAUAGCCCUACGAUCUUGUCAACUAGGCCAUCACUUCCCAAGUUGGCUUAGGACACAGAAAACCAUAUCCUCCAUUGAUAUCUCUUAUGCUGGCAUUUCAGACAAGGUACCUGACUGGUUUUGGGACACCUCUCCAGCAAUGGAACAUAUGGAUCUUUCUUUCAACCAACUUAGAGGUGAAGUGCCAGAUUUGUCAAGAUUAAGUCUCUCGGUAGUAGACUUGAGUGGCAACAAUUUCCAAGGUCCUGUGCCACAUUUUUCCUCAAUGAUGAAAGGUUUUAUUCUAGCAAGUAAUUCUUUCAGUGGCACUGUUUCUCCUGUAUGUGAGUCGCUGGUUUAUAGUAAUUCUCUAAGGUUCCUAGAUUUAUCAUCAAACAAUCUAUCAGGACCACUCCCUGACUGCUGGGUAAAUGGGACAGAGCUGAUUAUCUUGGAUUUGGGUAGUAACUUCCUCUUUGGAAAAAUACCUCAAUCACUUGGAAAUCUGCAGAAUCUCAAGAUCUUAAGACUGCAAAAUAACAAUUUCUUUGGAGAGCUGCCUUCAUCAUUGCAGAAGUUGAGAAGGUUGACUGUUUUUGAUGUUGGUUCAAAUAAUCUAACUGGAAGUAUACUAAUAUGGAUUGGGGAAUUUUACACAGAACUUAUUAUUCUUUUUUUACGGGGAAACCAGUUUAGUGGAGCCAUCCCUCCUCAACUUUGCAUUCUUGAGUACCUAACGAUUUUGGAUCUUAGUAACAAUGCAUUGACAGGAACAAUUCCAAGGUGUGUCAAUAAAUUUCUCAUUAUGGCUGGGGUUGAAGGCGUUCCCUCCUUCAUUUUUGAUCAAUAUACAACACAUGAGAAGGAUGCAGUAAAGACCAUUAUAGUCACAAUUUCUAGUGAAUAUAACUUGUUUUCCUCAAGAAUCCGCCCAUUUACUGCUAUUGAUCUAUCAGGCAACUUUCUUUCAGGUGAGAUUCCAGGGGAACUUGCCAGUCUUGUUCAGUUGAGAGAACUGAAUUUGUCGGUAAACAAUCUAACAGGACCUAUUCCUCCUGGCAUCAAUAACCUGAGCAGUUUGGAAGCUCUUGAUUUGUCCAGGAAUAACCUUUCUUGCUCCAUUCCACCAAACAUGGUUCAAUUAAGCUUCCUUGAAGUUCUCAACCUCUCCUACAACCAUUUGUCGGGAGAAAUUCCCAAAGGCCAACAAUUUCUAACAUUUGACAACUCUUCUUACAUAGGAAAUAGAUACUUGUGCGGCCCACCUCUUACAACAGAAUGCUCCACACCUUUACCUGAAGACCCUCACUGCAUGAAUCAUAAUGAUCCCGAAAUCCAACAUCACGCAAGUGAUUGGCUAGAUGGAGCAGCCUCGUUCUUCAUUAGCAUGGGGGCUGGAUUCAUCCCAGGAUUCUGGGCAUUCUGGGGAAGUCUGCUGCUGUCCAAAUCCUGGAGAUAUGCCUAUUUCCGCUUUCUGGAUAACACGGCCAACAACAUUUAUGUGUUCAUUGCCAUUAAGCUGAGAAACUGGAAGGAGAGGAAGCAGACAAAUGCUGAGUAA
Messenger RNA from Ipomoea triloba (trilobed morning glory), 2691 nucleotides. Its product is annotated as receptor-like protein EIX1. The record is from RefSeq and is a predicted model, not a curated record. The transcript has a single exon. Gene Ontology annotation, molecular function: protein binding. Bases 1 to 2691 code for a protein of 896 amino acids. Lineage: Eukaryota; Viridiplantae; Streptophyta; Magnoliopsida; Solanales; Convolvulaceae.